AUGAAUAUCAAUAAUGCGACAAAAUUACUUUUAAUUACCUCAAAAUUGAUAACAAGUAAGGAUAUAUUAUACGUAACUCCGGAUGAUCAGAUCGGAACAAUGUCACAACUACAUGGAAGGCAAAUAAUUCCUAUUUUAUCAGUAGUUAUUUGUAAUUUCUUUAAAAACAACAAAAAUAUUACUGAAGACUUCCUUGAAAGUAUUAUUUUGAUUGUAUGUAACCUUGCUUGUACAAAAGAAACCAAUGAUGACCUCAAUUUUUACUUAUUAACUUCAAGUUAUAAUAUUAUUCGUUUUAUUCAUUCAGAAUUCCCUGGAAAAUAUCCUAGUCUACUUGCCAUGUUGUAUUCUGCAGCUCAAACUACAUUAUCUAAGUUCCUUUCCUACUUUAAUAACUCGAUACAAAGAGUUGCCCAUGAUUGUAAGCUUUUGAUAACCCAAAUAGAAGUUUUCCAAGAGCAGUUGAUAAUGAGUGGCUACGGACAGAAUUUCUUUCAGUCAAUUAUGCAGAUAAUGUUGCAAAUUGUUGAUUUCAGAGUAGUAAGUAAAUGGAUCUUCGAUUUGGACACAAAUAACAUAAAUAUGGGACCUCUCAUCAACGAAUUCAAGGAAUAUAACUUUCCUUUGUUGCAUUCUUUACUUUAUAUCUUUGCUUUCGGAGAAAACAUCGUAAACAAGAGGAAAUUCUAUGAAUACGUCGUUCCUGAGAUGCAAGGUGAGUGGUUUAUGUACGCAAUGUUCAGAUUGAUCAAUUGUCAAAAAAUUUUAGUUGAACCUGAUAGAGUUUUAGCAGUUUUGCAGAGUAAAAUUGUUCCUAGUUUCCCUGAUAUCGAAGGUUGGGCCUUUGAUAACAAGGAAAUGCGUUUAGACGAAGUUAAAGCGAUAAUUCUUCCUGAAUUACCUGCUGAUUAUAAUAUUUAG
Trichomonas vaginalis G3 is the source of this 921-nucleotide messenger RNA. RefSeq lists its product as uncharacterized. Lineage: Eukaryota; Parabasalia; Trichomonadida; Trichomonadidae. The transcript has a single exon. The record is from RefSeq and is a predicted model, not a curated record. Bases 1 to 921 code for a protein of 306 amino acids.